UUAGGACUUCAACAGUAUCUAUUCGGGCCACCUUCAAUCUACAUACCUUAUGGUCAAUCGACAUUUUUAUAAAUAUUUCAUUAUGGCACUCGGAGAUGGUUAUCCUAUCGGGUCUAGCUGAAGUGUUGAUUCUGCGGAUUUGGACGGGUUGGAGGAAGUUGCAAUACUGUUAUUAUUUAUACUGAGUGUUAUCACACGUUCUUAUCGCCAUGAGAGCUACUGUAAAACUCUCGAUCCCUGGGGGAUUGAUAAGUUGGACAGGAGCACAUAUAAAACGCAAUGCGUCCAUACGGGCGGCAUUGUGAAAGUGAAAGCCAAAUAUACACCAUGAAGUACCUGCUCAGCAUGACCUUGCUGCUGGCCAUCGGGCUGCAGCAGAUCGACGCCCACGGCAUGAUGCUGUCCCCGCCCAGUAGAUCCUCCCGUUGGCGCUACGAUGGAUCCGCCCCCCAGAACUGGAACGACAACGAGCUCUUCUGCGGCGGAUUGUACACGCAGUCCAACAAUGGAGGUCGCUGUGGACUGUGCGGCGACAACUUCCUGGAUGCCCAGCCCCGCGCCAACGAGAUCGGAGGCAGCAUCGGAGGAGCUGGCGUGGUGACCAGGAGCUACGUGGCAGGCAAUUCCAUCACCGUGAGCGUGAAGAUCACCACCAACCACUUGGGCCAUUUCGAGUUCCACCUGUGCAACCUGGACGCCUUCGGUGGCGAGUCGGAGGAGUGCUUCGAGCAGAACCGCCUGCGAUUCCCCGAUGGAAGCGAUAAAUUGCAGAUCGGCGUACAGAGCGGCGAAUUCGACGUGACAGCGGUGCUGCCAGAGGGUCUUACCUGUUCUCAUUGCGUCCUCCGCUGGACCUAUGUGGGUGCCAACAACUGGGGCAUCUGCGAUAGUUCCGGAAACGGAGCCUUGGGCUGUGGCCCCCAGGAAACCUUUAAGAACUGCGCCGAUGUGAGCGUCUACUGGGGUCGCAACCUGGUCAAGGAAUUGGUCAGUGGUGCAGAGCCAGUGGCUCCCGUCGAGGUCGCCUGA
This is a messenger RNA of Drosophila teissieri, 1029 nucleotides long. RefSeq lists its product as uncharacterized. The record is from RefSeq and is a predicted model, not a curated record. Lineage: Eukaryota; Metazoa; Arthropoda; Insecta; Diptera; Drosophilidae. The coding region runs from base 280 to 1029 and encodes 249 amino acids. Gene Ontology annotation, molecular function: protein binding. The transcript has 3 exons.